GAUCGCGACAUACAUGUGCUGCCCAGCGGCCAGGGCAUCUUCGUGGAGCUGGUGCCCGCGGCUGCGCUCGAGUCCUUCCUCCGGAAGGCAGUGGAUGCGGACGCCAGGAUCCUUCCUAUCGUUCGGGGCGCGCAAGGCCGCCGAGACGUCCAGUGGCACAAGAUGCUGGAGAUGACUCGCCAGAAGGACUACGGUUCGGACUGGUCGCUUCCUGGGCCGCGGGCCGCCGCCUGGUGCAUGAACUACUUGCAGCGGGAGGGUCUCGGCAUCGAGGGACAUCACGAGCACUUCCGUCAGAUCUGCAGGCUCGGCUCUACGGGCUGGGGGGUGCAGGACCUCCUGGACGGCACGAACCUGAUCUGUAUUGAGAUGAAGUUCAGGAGGCUCCAGACCAUCGAGUUUGCGCACUGGGACAAAGCGAAGGACGCCGAGAGCAAGGGCGUCGGUGGCAAUAUGAGUCUGGAGGAACAGGCGGCUUUCUCGGGGGUGUCCAGAUCGACUUCCUCCGUGGUGGUGUCGCUUGAUUGGACCGAACACGUUCGCAAGGACGUCGAGAAGGAGGCCAAGUUGCACGAGAGCCUGCGCCUGGCCCGCGAGGAGCGGGAGUCCAGGCACAAGAAUG
Messenger RNA from Prorocentrum cordatum, 622 nucleotides. The record is from the annotation of a GenBank genome assembly. Lineage: Eukaryota; Dinophyceae; Prorocentrales; Prorocentraceae.